Molecule: messenger RNA, 1062 nt
Organism: Lodderomyces theae
Lineage: Eukaryota; Fungi; Ascomycota; Pichiomycetes; Serinales; Debaryomycetaceae
Exons: 1
Coding region: 1-1062 (353 amino acids)
Source: RefSeq, a predicted model, not a curated record
AUGAAAUUCACCACUUCCACUACCAUGGCCACUGUCUUGGCUGCGACUGCCUCUGCGGCAUCAAUUGAACAUCAACAGCCAAACUUGGUUGCUAGACAGGAGGUUGAGAGAGCUUUGAGUUCGUUGCCAGGGCAAUUCAAUGUUGUCAAGAGAGACGGACUGCCAGACUUGGCGGCUUUGUCAGCUCAUAUCGAAAACUACAGAAUGAAAAGAGAUGCUAUUGACGCUGAAAUCCUUAAGAGGGACUAUGCUAUUGUCACUGAUGUUUUGACUGCAGUUAAUCAAUCUCAAUUAGUACCCAAAAUUUUGGAAUACUUUACUACCAAUCCAAACCUUGAACCUAUUGUAGUUAAUGUCUUGAUUGCCGUUAUGAAGAGUGGUUUGAUCUCGUUGCAAUCUGUUUUGGAUGCUUUGGUCUCUUCCAAUUUGGCGGUUAACGUUGUCAACGAUUUGAUUAGUGAUUGUUCAUUGUAUGCUGAGCUUUUUAAUGCUGCUGCCCAGAUUAUCAGCGGCUUGACUACAAAAGUUGAACAAUUGAUCUCCGAAGGUGUUUCAUCCUUGAUCACCAGAGACUUCAACGAUAACUCUCUUGAUGCUUUUGUUUUCGAUGCCGAAAAGAGAGCAGUUAAUCUUGAUGAUGUUGUAAACAACUUGUUGGACUCAUUGUACCAGUCAGGGUUGGCUACUUCUGUCGUCAAGGAUAUCUUGACAAACUCAAGCUACAUCCCAUUUGCUACAGAUUUGAUCAAGGCAAUGUUGGCCAACAACUUGAUUGACCUUGGAUCAAUCAUUGACGCUUUGAAGCAAUCCGGUUUGAUCACUCAAUUGUUCCAAGACUUGCUUAACUGGGGAACUUUGCAAACUGUCGCUGAAACUGCGUUUGCUGCUUUGGCCGGUAAAUGUAGCGCUUCCAAUGGUGGUUCGGGUACUUCAACUCCAUCCACUGGCAGCAGUGGAAGUGGAUCCAGUAGCGGAAGCGGUUCAGUUACCUCAAACGUCGGUAGUGCUGAUCCAUGCAAGAAGAGAAGAAGAGUCAGAAGAAGAAGAAGAGUCAACUAUUAG